AUGAGCGAGGGGAGGCGGCGGCUCCGAUCGCUGUCUGAGGCGCGCGCUGUCUCCCGGAGUUUGUUACUUCUUCAUUUCUUCCAGGAAGCCGCAUCACGACAACAGCUGAGGUCGAUGGGAACGAGAAGAGAAAUGAAGAAGUUCUCCGCUGAUCGUCUCCUCACUUCCUCUCAGACCGCCGCGGAGGUGUAGGCGCAGCUUCAGCGGCGGAGGAGAUGUCGCACCCCAAGAGGAUGCUGCUGUUUCUAGGCGUUUUUCUGAUGAUUGUCGGGGGGGUCAUGGUCCUGGGCGUGGCCCUGCCCUUUCAGUCCGCCCCGUUCUUCGUGGUCGGGGUCUUCCUGGGAAUGGGGGGUCUGAGCCUGCUGGUCAGCGUGCUCUGCAUGGCCAUGCAGAACAUCCAGGUGGCGGUGCCCGGACACUUCCUCCUUCACCCCCGCACAGGCACACGCUUCAGCCCGCCGCAGGCUCUGGCUAUACAGAGGAGGUUGGAUCGAAUUCGUCGGGAGAUGUCAGCGGACUCUGUCGGACAGAGACCGGAGCCUGAGCCCCCCCUCCCGUCCACCCCACCACCCUGGACUAUGGAGCCGCCUCCGUCCUACGACACAGUGAUGAAAAGCCAGGAGCAGAGGGAGCAGCUGUAGCCCCUGGUCGGACAUCUUUACUUUGUGCCAGUGCCUUCUGUCUUCUCAGUGAGAACCUUUAACCAACUGUAAUGGAACAUUUAUUACAU
Messenger RNA from Pleuronectes platessa (European plaice), 730 nucleotides. RefSeq lists its product as uncharacterized. Bases 216 to 641 code for a protein of 141 amino acids. The transcript is spliced from 3 exons. Lineage: Eukaryota; Metazoa; Chordata; Actinopteri; Pleuronectiformes; Pleuronectidae. The record is from RefSeq and is a predicted model, not a curated record.